AUGCAUGUUCAGAGCAAGUACGAGAUGCAUUUCCCCUUCCUGCGUCUCCCGAGGGAGAUACAAGACAAGAUCAUCAAGUAUCUCCUGCCGGCCAUGAUCCUCCCAACGACCGAAAAACCUCGAUGGACCAAAGACAGAUGGGGCUUCCUGGGUACCUUGGAGCCAGUUGAGCACAACAACUGCGCCCAUCUUCGUGGUUCCUGCAGAUCAAUCAGGGCCAUCGUCGACAGAAUCCGGCCCAUCAAGUCAACCCGCGGCUUCCACUUCGACCCGAAGCGCGAUACCCUCAAAGUUUGGCAGAUGCAGCUCCCCGACUCAGACCCACAUGGCGAAGGGCACUGGGGUCGGUCGAUACCAGUUCGCAAGCUCCUCACAGUCUUCCCGUACGCAUUGAACCCGUAUAGCGACGUGUCAACAGGAGUGUCCGACCCAGCAUGGAACGAUGAGCACUUCGACACGGACCUCGACUUGUCGUUUUUGCCCAUGAUUGAGGAGAUGACCUUGGCCAUCCAGUCUGCCGGGUGGGAAUGGCACAUCGAGGGGUUCCAGAUGUAUGGACCAGAUGUUGUCGAGUCCAGAGGGCCCAAUGACAACUGGGGCCGCGGGGGGUAUGGACACCUCCGUCUACUAGCCGAAACCCAUUUCUUCGCUCAUACAAUCCGAGGCAGCACGGGGUACCGCUGGAAGGGAUGCGACGACGACUUUUUCGAUCCACUCGACAUACUCAGAAUGAAUUCCACUAGUCUUGCUAGGAACGCACCCUACAUCGGAUUCCAUGGAUACAGCCGGGGAACAUAUUCACUGGGAGGCAACUGGCCAGGCUUCCGCUACUACAUCGACACGGGGGAGGUCGAGUUCAGCCCUCUAUCCUUUUCCGAGAUCAGCUUCGCAACCGACCGACAAGACACACCUGACCGCGAACCUGUUGAUGGACGCGAUGCGCAACUAGUUUCGCGAGUGUGGGUUAUCCGUCGCGGGAGACCAGCUCCUCCUGUUGAGCCGCACCAUUGCUGGAUCAAGGUGAAGAAGUGGGAGAUGGGUGAUCCAGAUUGGGUUUGGCAAGUGGAAACAACUUGGAAGAUGGUCAGAGGGAUGCUCUCCUUCUACACCAAAAUUGACCGAGGUCAUGGUCUUGAUGUCAAGUACUACGAGAGCAUUGUUAGCUCUAAAAACUGGCAGCUGUAA
This is a messenger RNA of Fusarium vanettenii 77-13-4, 1185 nucleotides long. RefSeq lists its product as uncharacterized. NCBI's taxonomy places the organism in Eukaryota, Fungi, Ascomycota, Sordariomycetes, Hypocreales, Nectriaceae. The transcript is spliced from 2 exons. The coding region runs from base 1 to 1185 and encodes 394 amino acids. The record is from RefSeq and is a predicted model, not a curated record.